AAGUCGCCCAACCUCCUUGACUAGAAUUGAGUAUUGCAAUUUGCAAUCCAAUUCCCCAAUCUUCUUGCUUUGAAUUUAGCUAAUAACACAACCAUGGUCUAUCAGAAGAAAGUGAUAGAAGAGGUAGCCUGCUGGCUCAAGCUCUUCAACGACGGUUCAGUCGACCGCACCUGGUCAGGACCCCCUGAAGCCGAGUUCAUGGCAAAACCUGUGCCACCCCAUGAAGAAUUCAUUGGUGGAGUCGCUGUUCGUGACUUGACACUUGACACAAAAUCCGGCCUCGGCGUACGCCUUUACAUGCCCGAAAGAAAUCCCGACGACGAUGAGAAACUUCCCAUCGUUGUCCAUUUCCAUGGUGGUGGCUUUUGUAUAAGCCAACCCGAGUGGUACAUGUACUACCAUAUAUACACACGCCUAGUUAACUCAGCACGAGUCAUGUGUGUCUCUGUCAAGUUGCGGCUAGCCCCCGAGCACCGUCUCCCCGCAGCUUGCGAGGAUGGUCACUCCGUCCUCCAAUGGCUUCGUGCCGUUGCUCUUGGCAAAUUGUCUGAGCCAUGGCUCGAAGCCAACGGAGAUUUCAAGCGUGUCUUCCUCAUUGGGGAUAGCUCAGGGGGAAACCUUGUCCAUGACGUGGCAGCCCGUGCCGGGGCUGAAGAUUUAGCUCCUGUUCGAGUAGCCGGGGGAAUACCAAUUCACCCUGGGUUCGUCCGAGCUGAACGGAGCAAGUCCGAGUUAGAGAAAAAAUCUGACUCACCUUUCCUUACACUAGAGAUGGUUGAUAAAUUCUUGGCCUUGGCCUUGCCAAUUGGCUCCACAAAGGAUCAUCCACUCACAUGCCCGAUGGGUCCCGUGGCUCCACCUCUUGCCAAUCUGAAGCUGCCACCGUUUUUGGUUGUGCUGGCUGAGAAUGACUUGAUUUUGGACACCGAGAUAGAGUACUGUGAUGCAAUGAAGAAGGCCGGGAAGGAUGUAGAAGUGCUAGUUAACCAUGGCGUUGGUCACUCGUUUUAUCUCAAUAAGAUCGCCGUUGAAAUGGACCCCCAUACAGCUUGGGAGACCCACCGGCUUAUUGCAGCAAUCGACGAUUUCAUCCAAAGGCAUUAGCGGUUCUUGCAACAUGUUGGUCACAGAUUCAAAACUUAGAAACAAUCUCUUCUGUAAGGCAGGGGUUAAGGCUACGUACACUUGCCCCUCUCAAACCCUAUGGUAGCAGGAGCCACAUGGACUAGGUUGCUAUUUUGUUUUUUACAUGCAUUAUAAGGAAGAUGAUUAAGAGAUUUAUGUAAAGUAUCUGUUUAAAGGAGAAUUAAUUUAGCUCCGCUACUCUAUAAUCUCUAUUGAACUGUUUCAAAGGU
Molecule: messenger RNA, 1355 nt
Organism: Macadamia integrifolia
Lineage: Eukaryota; Viridiplantae; Streptophyta; Magnoliopsida; Proteales; Proteaceae
Product: probable carboxylesterase 15
Exons: 1
Coding region: 94-1104 (336 amino acids)
Molecular function (GO): hydrolase activity
Source: RefSeq, a predicted model, not a curated record